Messenger RNA from Rhopilema esculentum, 3880 nucleotides. The record is from RefSeq and is a predicted model, not a curated record. Lineage: Eukaryota; Metazoa; Cnidaria; Scyphozoa; Rhizostomeae; Rhizostomatidae.
GACAGAAAAUUUGAAGAAAACAAACUUUUUUAUUUACCAGAGAUAACAAGACUACUAUUUUAGGGAAAGAGGACCAGGACACCGCUUGAAAGGCACUGCUUCUCAGUGUCCUAGAAACUAUUAUCGGAAGAUAGGUAAUAGAAAAAAGAAGCCUUUUGGGGUCUCGUUAGCAAGCGUUACCUUUAAGGAUGUAGUUCACACUUUUGAAAAAGCAUUUUCAAAAAAUUUUCAGUUUUCAUUUUUUUGUUUCAUUCUACGCCAAAAUUAUCGUAGAAUUCGGUAGAAAUAGUUAUUUUGACAACCACAUUGAGGUUUAGACACAAUUAACUUGUUUUUCGACAGUAGUCGGAAGUUUAUUCCUUAGCAACGACUUUUUAGCGUUGCUAAGGAGCUCAUUUUUGUGUCUUUUUGUAAGAAAUUACCCCCAAGCCUGCAGGCUUUCCCUGUGGAAUGAUAAACAUCUUAUGAACACCCUGUGGUAGCCUCUUUUGCGAUCAGAGGCUGAGAAACACGCCAAAUUCGCACACUUUACAGUCACUUAGAUGUUGGAUUGCGAAACGGAAUACAAAUUUAUUCUGAUAAUGCCUUUAUUGAAUCGAUAUUAUAAGUAAAACAUGCCACCGAAUAAAAGAAGGGCUCUAGCAAGUAGAGUUAAGAGGAAAAGGAGGUUUUUUGGCAUUCGCAAGCAGGAUAUUGCUAGUAGACUUGAAUCUGACACUCGGCCUAGGCCUAGUGACGAUAUGGAGCCCAGUUCGUCUUUCACACCAAUGAGCUCAGUUCAAUCUAGGACAGCACAAAAAUUGUUGAAUUCGUCGUUUGAAGAACUAAAUGAUAGUAUGAGGGUGCUUACAAGAAGAUCAUCGAAGAAAAUGGGCCUUUCUAAGCAAAAGCAAAUUGAACAAGCUGAUGGUUUCACUAUUAUUGAUCUGUCUCUGCUCCAAGAAGCUUUGCAAUCCUCUACCAAUUGUAGAGCUUGUAAAAGAUCAGAUUCUCAGUUGAAGAUCUUGAAGGAUAGCAGAAAGAAGCAUGAGCUUGCUGAGACAUUGAUCAUUAAGUGUUCUUGUUGCUCAGCAGAGACAAUCUUCCACACCAGCAAAAAGUUAGACAAAGGUAAAUUCGAAGUAAACACAAGAUCAGUCAUGGCAUGCAAUUCUUUGAAAGGUGGACGAAAAAUUCUUUCAAAUUUUUGUGGAAUGAUGAAUUUACCUUCACCACUAACUAGUGCUUCCUAUGCAAGGCAGUUGAAGUCUUCUGCCAAAAUUUCAAGAGAAGUUGCUGAAAAACAGAUGAAGGAUGCAGCAAAUCGUCUCAAGAAAAGUGUUUUGGAACAGAAUCCCAAUGCCUAUCUAGAUGACAUGGAUGAUACUAUUUCUGUUGCUGUCAGUGUUGAUGGAACAUGGCAAAAACGAGGAUACUCUUCUAAGUAUGGAGUCGUUGUCGUGGUUCUAAUGGAAACUGGCGAGGUUGUCGAUUUUGAAGUAUUGUCAAUGCAUUGCCAUGAAUGCAGAAAACAUCAACAUGAAAAUAAAGAUAGUGAAGCUUUUAAAAGAUGGAAAGCAAAACACGAUGCCUCUUGUCAAAUAAAUUAUGAAGGUUCAUCUGGUGGUAUGGAAGGAAUUGGUGCAGCCAGAAUUUUCCUAAGAUCAAUUGAAGGAAAGGGAUUAAAAUAUACAACUUUUAUUGGAGAUGGUGACAGUGACACCUUCAAGGUUGUGAGUAAGGAAUUGGAAAGAGCUUAUGGAAGCAGGUAUCAGGUUGUAAAGGAGGAAUGCAUAGGACAUAUACAGAAGCGUAUGGGAAAUGCCCUAAGAACACUUCUGAAAGAAAUGAAAGGUAAAAAGAUGUUAGAUGGGAAAACAAUAGGUGGUAAAGGGAGAUUGACAAAAGAAAGAAUUGACAGUUUCCAAAGGUAUUUUGGUAAUUCCAUAAGAGCCAACAGAGGUAACCUGGUUCAGAUGCAGAAUGAUGUUUGGGCAAUUUUUCACCAUUCAGUCAUGCCAGCAACAGCAUCUACCCUUAAUGAUCAGCACAAAUUUUGCCCUAAAGGCAAAGACUCUUGGUGCAAAUUUAAUGCAGAGCUAAUUACUGGCAAGAAGAGUUAUGAUGGAAGCAAAAGAUUACCAAGCUCCUUUUUUGACAUUUUAGAGCCUAUCUUCAAAAGAUUGACAUCAAAGGAUUUGCUUGAGAGAUGCCUGAAAGGUGUAACGCAAAAUGCAAAUGAGAGUCUAAACCAUAUGAUCUGGGAAAGGUGUCCCAAAGCAACCUUCUGUAGCAAAGUUAGAAUAGAGUCUGCAGUAUCAGAAGCAGUUUGCUGUUUUAACACUGGUGCUGGAUCAAGGGCACUAAUGUUAAAAGAAGCUGGAAUUGAGGAUAUUGGAGAGGAAUCUUUGAAGUCUCUUCAGAAGGAAGACCACAUUCGCCAAAUUUCUGCAGCACAGAAAGUCACUUCAAAGUAUAAAAGUUGGCGAAUAAGUAGAAAAAGGACCAAAACUAACAUGAAAAGAUCUGAAAAAGAACAUUAUGAACCUGGGGCCUUUGACAGUAGAGGUGAAAAGCCAAUCUCAACUAAAAGAAGAAAGAGAAAUCAGUACUCUGAUUGCAACAAACAAAAUAAAGUUGACCAAUCUGUUUCUGAUGACGUAAUAACAGACAUCCCAAUAACAUUUGCAGUUCCUUUGGAGAAUAUAGUGAACAUUUGAAAACUUAUUAGCAAAAUAAGUAUAUUAAAACCAGAGGUCAGACAUCCCUGGCCAAAAGGCCCAGAAUGCACAGGCUUCAGAACAAACUGUCAAGACGAGUGCUGCCAUCGUCAAGAAUGACGUCAGUCCUCCUGCGCCCGCACCAGCCCCCGUGGAUACUCCUGCACCGCAACCCACAACGGAAAAAGACGGCAACAAGCGAAAGGUCGUUUUCUGCCAAGAAGAGAAGGAAUGGCUGCAGUGCCCCAUGUACCGUGUCAUCAAAAUCAACAAAGCAUUCUGGGGACGUAAAGAUCACACGUCAUGCAGUGACAAAGCGGUAACGAGAACGCUGAAAACUGAAAAGCUGUGCGCUCAAGACGAAGCAAACACGAUGAAGAAAGUUGAGACCAUGUGCAACGACGAAGAGGCCUGUGAACUGGUUGCUUCAGAGACCUUCUUCGACAGAGCUGAUUGUCCUGAUGUUUACAAAUACGUUGAAUUAGAGUACGAAUGUCUACACAGGGAAAUGAGGAUUAAGGAAACUGGCUCAUCGUGAAAAAGUAGUAGGAAAGUUGGAUGAUUAAGAAAUACUCCUAAAUACUAGAUAUGUUUUAUGGGACAUGGCAAAAUUAGUCUUGACCCAGCGAAAAUGCGCAAUUUUUAACAAAAUGUUGGACCAAUUUUUUAUUAACAAAUAUCAACGUGAGAGCCAGAAUUUUUCAUUUAAAAAAAAGGUGAAAAUGCUUACGAGUCGUUUUGUGUGUGAAAAAAAUGAAAUUGCGAUCACAGUUAAAGAAAUAAGACGACACACAUUGAUGUGAAAAUUAUACAUGAUAAAAUAUGAAAUCUCAGCUAUUCUCUUUUCAAGCUAUAUAUUAGCAAGAUGUAAAAUACUUCUCUUCAGUGUUGUUAUGUAAUUUAGAAUUUACUUAUAUUUUCUGUAUAAGACCUUUGGACGAUCCGGUUUUUCUUAUAUCCUGAAUAAAAUUUUCUCUGUUUUUAAUGUGAGGUUUGUAAUGUGAAGUCAUAAAACAAGGGUGCGAAUCUAUCAGUUUCGAUUUAAACGAAAUAGAUACUUCACCGUGUGUAACAAUUUUAGCCUCGUUACAUGAAGUACCUGUUUUGGUUAUUAAAGAGAUAAGUUGUAAAAUAAAGAAUCUUGUUUUUAUAAAGAUUGUCUGAUUAGAAGAAAUUAUAAA